AAUGCGAGUUUGUGGGGGGUGUCAGGGUCCCCUGAACCGGCUCAGGGUUCCGCCUCUUGUGAUAGGAAGCGCCUGCUAAAUAGUCCCGGCUAUUCAGCGCUUCCGCCUAACUUGCCGCAAAGUUUUUCUAGAGAAGUCGCCUCUUUUACUCAGCGCUCCUGCAGGCUGCUAGAGCUAACCUUCCUCUUCUUAGCUGGGUUUGCACUACGCUCGGGCUUUUUGAACUUUGCUUCUCCCACAGCCUAGGAGCUGGAGCGGGAGCGCGGCGACCGUGUGCCUCCGCGCGCCCGAGGGGAGCCGAACCCCGGAGGAAGGGGCGGAUCGGGCGCGGUGUUUGGGACGGAGCGGGGCGCGCGGCGCUCGAAGCACCCACUCGGCGCAUUCCGGGGCUGGUGGAGACAGCAUGGGUACUGCUGCGACCGCACCCCUCGAGCCGUAGAUUCGCAGCCCACGGCAGUCCGACUCGACGGCGUCCCCAUUGUGGGUCCAGUCUCUGGUCAUUGGAGGUCUUGUCUUGCAUCUACGCUCAGCUCUCUGGCGCGCGCUCCCUCCUCCACAGAGUUGGCCAGAGGCGCCCUUCUUGCAGACCCCAACCACACCCAGUGGCCGAUGGAUUUCUUUGUAACUGGCUUUCUCACUUCUAGGGUCCAUUUUGAGGCUGUUCUUAACAUGGUGUCCUCAUUGUCAAGUAGACAGUCUCUUCCUAGAUGGAUAUGGUAAUGGAGAAUAUAUAGGGUGAAUGUAUAUAAGGUGAAAUGUUGUAACUCUUUUAAGUAGACCAACAAAACAGGGUAGCUUUAAGGUUCAGAAUACAAAAGUUUAGGUUCAGUUUUGCUUAAUUCGGGGGGGGCGUUUAGUAUUUGUGAGCUAUUGUAGCCAAAACAUUCGUUGGGUAUGUUUGGAUAUCAAAAGUCUAAAAAACACCAGAAAAAUAAAAUAAGUCAAUAUUUAAGGAAUUCGUAAGAAUGCUGAACUUUGGUUAUAGCAGUGGUGAAAAAGUCACUAAACUGUACAUCGGGAUAGGAAUUUCAUUAACUUGAGUGACUGUGUGUUAGGUUUAGUUUACUGUUUUUUUGUUUUUUUAUGCAGCCAGGGAUCUGAUUUGAGUGUACCUUAAAGUUAGUAUUCUCAGGUUGAACAGAUAGAAACCAUUUAAGUUGAGGGAGUGAAAUAACCUGACAUUUUUCAAAGUUUUAGCUGCAAAUCCAUAAAAAUGAAUUUAUUAUCUUUUAGCAAAACUGUAUGUUUCUGAUACUUAUAAAGGAAGACAUUGCAUUGGGUUAACAUUUUUCAGGCCAUUAGCAUUUCAUGAGGAUGGUAAGCAUAGUAGACUACGUUCAUUUUUGUUAAAAUUCUUAUAAAUAAGAUGAGCCCCAAGUGUAGAAAAUUGUUAACAAAAGGGGAGGGAGGGAAAAAUUGCAGGUAUCUGACCUGUUUUGCACAUCCAGACUAUUCCUUAUUGUUGCAGUGAAAGUAAGAAUCAAUGUCAGUUCAAAAUGUUAUAUCUGUUUUUAUGGAAGGGUAAAAGAAUAUACAACCACAGUGAAUACCUAUCUGUGCAUCAAUAAUGUAUGAGCUUUUAAAUGGUUGAGUUUUUUUUUAGAAAUUACUAUCACACUUUAAAUCCUAUUCUGUUCUUUCUUAAUAGUGUAUGUGGUUCCAAGUUUUUGUAUCUUGAAGCAUUCCAGAAGAUAUAUUUUAGCAUAAAUACACAGUUUGACUCCAGAAUGUACUUUAAACAUGUCCUUUAAUGUACUUUUAUUGUUACUUUUCUGUUUGGCAUUGUUCUUAUGGAAGCAUUGUCUGCUUUAGAUCACUUAACACAACCUUUUUGGGGGAGGGGAGGGGAUGAUGAAAGUUUUGAGUCUUGCUCAGUUAUCUUCAGGGACUCUACCAGAAGUUUUGUGAUAAAGCACUAUAAGGAGAAGGAAAGAAUUGUGGUGAAGUUGAAAUUUUUAUUAUCUGACUCCAGGUGUGUAGGCUCUGAAAGUUUUAGUUCUGUAUGGGGUGUUGGCUUUACAUAGUAAGCAAUUUUCAUGGGAUGUUAGAAAGCACAAGUGAGUAUAAAGAGGUAGUAUGGUGGUAGUGGUAGUAGGAUAUCUGGCUUGGAAUCAGAUCUAGAUUGUUCUAGGUUUGUGAUUUUUUUGGCAAGAUUCAUUUUCCUGAUCUUGAAAUAAACAAAGAAAGUGAACUAGAUUGAGCCUAACCUCCCUUCUAAACUUUGAGUUUUGUGAUUUUUAUAAAUUUAUGUUGUGUUAUCAUGGAGUAGCAAUGAUGGGUUAUGGGCCAGAAGUGGAGAAGGUUUUCUUUUUCCUCUUAAAUUUAAACACAUAAUAUGAAGCAUAAUUGAAUCAAGAGUAUAAAAACAUUUUAAUAACAGGUUUUGCAGUCAGUUUUAAAAUCUUGGUCUUCAUUUCCAGAUACCGUCUCUUUUGAGCACUGUUCCUGAUUGUGGCUUUGUCCAAGCAUUAAAUUGCGUGCCUUUUGUUCCUUGAAGAAGGAGGUACUGGGAUACCACAGUAUCAUAUAAUUCCUCUCACCAAAUACAAAAAAGUAAUAUGAUGAAGAAUGAAAACUUCAAGUAAUGAAGUAAACAAGAGGCUGCUCUAUGAUGACUGACCAAAAUGAUUUGGAUUAUUCCAUCUUAAAAAUUUUACUUGGUACUUGCCAGUUCCUAAGCCUUUUGAAGAUUCAGAACUAAAAUAGCUGGUGCUAACGAGCCCCAACUCAGCCUCUGGACCCAGCUCAGAACUCUGGAUUCAUUCUCUUCCUUCCCAUACCUCAGCCCAAGCUUUCUAUCUCCUCAAAGGGUACCACAUGAUCUUCUGCUCAAGUCCUCACUUUCUAGAAUCUCAAGAUGAUGAAACGAAGACAGAGAUUGAGACUUGUCUAGAGUAACACAAACCAAUGACAAAACUGAGGUUCAGAGAACUUGAAGCUUGCCCCAAUGUCACAGAGCAGAGACAGAAGUAAAACUUGUAUUUCCCGACUUGCAGAUUAGUGUUAUUUCUACUUUAAGCUAUUACUUCUUGGUGAGUUAAUGUGGGAAAAAUUCUGGUAUUUUGAAGAUGUCUUGGCACAGUAUUGUUUCCUGUUUAAAUUACAAGUAACUUCAGUUUUUAGAGAAAAAAGAAGUUGGGAUUUUUUUGUAAAAUCAUGCCAUCUGAACAGAAACCAUUAUUUUUUGAUGAAAAACAAACUACUUUAAAAAAUUACGAUGUGAAAAAUGAGCUAGUGGAUACUAUCAGAUCAGUACCUAGGCCAAAAAUUGCACAAAGUAGUUUUCAUUAUGAACUAAAAAAUGUGAAAAUUGAUUUGCCGAAGAUACAUAUUCCAAAUGAAGUCUUUUUGAAACAUGAAGUUGACAAAUACAGAAAAUUAUUUCAGCGUCAACCACAGACUGCAAGAAAAUCUAUCAGUGUAAAGACUGUAAGCUGUGUAGAGGAGUGUAUGUUGCUCCAUAAGUCUGAGAGAGUUGAAGAGGAGGGUUUAAAAAUGUCUGCAAAAAUACUCAAUUUCAACUGUUUAAAAUGCCGAGAUAGCACUCGAUAUAGUCCAAAUGAUUUGCAGAAACACUUUCAAAUGUGGCACCAUGGUGAAUUACCUUCCUAUCCUUGUGAAAUGUGCAGUUUUUCAGCAAAUGACUUCCAGAUAUUUAAACAACACAGACGGACACAUAGAAGCACUUUAGUAAAAUGUGACAUUUGUAACAAUGAGAGUGUAUAUACUUUAUUAGACUUGACAAAGCAUUUUGCAUCCACACAUUGUGUAAAUGGUAGUUUUCAAUGUGAAAAGUGCAGAUUCUCCACCCAGGAUGUUGGCACAUUUGUUCAGCACAUUCAUAGACAUAAUGAAAUCCAUUAUAAAUGUGGUAAGUGCCAUCAUGUAUGUUUUACCAAAGGAGAGCUUCAGAAGCACCUUCAUGUUCAUUCUGGUACAUUUCCCUUCACUUGUCAAUAUUGUAGCUAUGGUGCUACUAGGAGAGAGCACCUGGUAAGACAUGUUAUAACUUUGCACAAAGAACACUUAUAUGCGAAAGAAAAACUGGAAAAAGACAAAUACGAAAAGAGGAUGGCAAAGACUUCAGCAGGACUUAAGCUGAUACUGAAAAGAUACAGAAUAGAUGCAUCAAGGAAGACGUUCUGGAAACGCAAAAAGAUCAACAACGGAAGUGACAGAAGUAUAGAAAAAAACACUCAAGUGCUCAGAAAAGUGAACAAAACACAGGCUAAAUCUGAAGACCAGAGCCAUCUUGUUCAAGAGUAUUUAAAUGAAGAAAAGGAUGAAAGACCACACUGUGAGAAUAAUGAUAAACCUACUGAGUCAGAGUCAGAAAAGCCAACUCUUCUGUCCACUGGGCAACGUAAUAGAGUUGAAGAGGGAUCAAAUUCUACUCUAGGCUUCUUGAAGACUGCUGUACAAGGACCUACAGUGUUAAUGGUGAAAAAUAAUAGAAUAACAAUUCCUGCUAACUACAGUGCUGAUUUUAUGGGCUUUAAGAUGGUGGAUGGAAAACAACAUAUAGUAAUAAAAUUGUUACCUACCAAUAAACAGAAUUUAUAUUCACCAGGCUCACAGUCAGAUGCUGCAAAGGAGAGUACUGCCAAUUUGCAGCCCCGGACUUUGGACACUACUGGAUUUUUAGCAGGAGUAACAACUGAAUUAAGUGACACAGUUUACAUGAAAGCAACUACCCCAUUUUCAUGUUCAUCUUCUAUACUUUCAGGGAAAGUAAUGUCAGAAAAAGAAAUGGCUUUGCUAUCUCAAACAAGUAAUAUGCUUCAAACAAUGGAUGAUGAAAAAAAUGUGUCGUCUUUGUCAGCAUCAGAAUUGGUUUCAGCAUCAGUGAAUUUGACCACAAAAGCUGAAACAAAAGAUAAUAUUGACCUGUGGGGAAGUUAUAUUACUCAGAGUCACCCUGAGAUGUCAGGUGCUGCCAUUAGAAGUCCAGAUAAAGUCAACUGUACUACCAAACAAAAUGCAUCUAACAGUGGGGAUAUGCAUAACUACUGCAUUAAUUAUGUCAACUCUGAGUUACCUGUUGAAUCUUCCAACCAAGGAUCAUUGCCCUUUCAUAAUUACUCAAAAGUAAAUAAUUCUAAUAAACGGCGUAGAUUUUCAGGAACAGGAAUGUGUGAAAACCCUCAAAAAGAACCUUCAUCAAGCAAGACAGUUGUUCAGCAACCAAUAAGUGAAUCAGUUUUGUCUCUAGUGAGGAAAGAGAGCUCAAAUCCAGAUAGCAUGUUAGCAUCUAUUAGCCUUUUGAAUACUAAAGAUGGAACUUUAAAAAUGCAAGCUGAAAUUGAAGAACAGUGUGUUUUAGAAAAAGGACAAAACAGCGACGGACAGAACUUAUACACUAAUGAAAAUCAAAAUUUAGAGAGCUUGACUGAAAAAUCUAAGUGGGAUAACAUUUCUAAUGUUGAGUCACCUAUGAUGCCUAGAAUCACCUCUGUUUUCUCUCUCCAGAGUCAACAGGCAUCAGAAUUUUUGCCGCCUGAAGUAAACCAGUUACUUCAGGAUGGAUUAAAAACAAAAUCUGAGGUAAAACAAGACUCUAGUAAUAGUAACACCCCAGAUAAAGGCCUGCCACUUCAUUGUGACCAGUCAUUUCAGAAACUUGAGGGAGAAGGCAAAGUAGUUGACUCUUCAAAGGACUUCAAAGUACAAGGCCUUUUCUCUAUUCCAUCUGGUAGUAUAGGGAUUAAUGUGCCUACCAAUGAUCUGAAUUUAAAAUGUAGUGGAAAAGAAAAACAAAAUCUGUCAAUAUCACAAGAUGUGAGAGAUUCAGAAAAGACACCUAGAAUUUCAGGUAUUGGCACAUUACUUAAGACUCAGUCAGAUGCAAUAAUAACACAGCAGCUCGUAAAAGAUAAACUGCGAGCCACUACACAAAAUUUAGGUUCUUUAUAUAGGCAGAGUCCACUUCUGAAUUCAGAACCAAAAAAGGCUAUAUUUGUUCAGACUCCAAAAGGCUUUUUUGUACCAUUGCACAUUGCUAACAAGCCUGGAUUACAUGUUGUUUCAGGAAGGCCACUUCCAUUGGUUAAUACACAAGGUGUACCUGCUUCUCUUCUUUUAAACAAGAAACCUGGGAUGAUUUUAACAUUUAAUAAUGGGAAACUUGAAGGUGUUUCCACUGUCAAAACUGAGAGUGCUCAGGCUUGUGGAACUACAGCUAAGGAGCCUUGCAGAAUACCUUUUUUAAAGGUAGAACGAAACAGUAAUUGUCUGACACCUGCACUUUGUUCCAGCAUUGGCAGUUGUUUGAGCAUGAAAAGUAGCUCAGAAAAUACUUUGCCAUUAAAAGGCCCUUACAUCAUCAAAACAGCAAAUUCUUCAGCGAAAGCUGUUCCUACUCCUAAUACAGUACCUGAGCAUCAGGGCACCAAGUUGAAUAUCUUGGACUCAGUAAAACAGCAGAAUGAGAUUUUUCCAAAACCACCUCUUUAUACCCUCUUGCCUGAUGGCAAACAAGCUGUUUUUUUAAAGUGUGUGAUGCCAAAUAAGACUGAGCUGCUUAAGCCUAAAUUAGUCCAAAAUAGUACAUAUUAUCAAAACAUACAGCCAAAGAAACCUGAAGGAACACCACAGAAAAUAUUGCUGAAAAUUUUUAACCCUGUUUUAAAUGUGACUGCUGCUAACAAUCUGUCUGUAAGCACCUCUGCAUCCUCAUUGCAGAAAGACAAGGUACCAUCUAAUCAGACUACAGGAGGAGAGCAGAGAGCGCCAGAAUCUUCUAGAGAUGCCUUACCCUUCUUACUAGAUGAUAUGAUGCCAGCAAAUGAAAUUGUGAUAACUUCUACUGCAACAUGCCCAGAAUCUUCUGAGGAACCCUUAUGUUUCACUGACCGUUCAGACACCAGGGUAUUAAGGUGUAAAACAAAUUGUACAAUCGAGAGAAGCUUCAAUAGAAAAAAGACUUCGAAAAAAAAUUUUUCAAGAGUAAAAACUCAUGCAAGAAGUAAAGAUUCUGAAACUGCCUUUGUAUCUAGAAACAGAAACUGUAAACGAAAGUGUAGGAAUAGUUACGAAGAACCUCCAAGAAAAAAAGCAACAUUACAUAGAAAGUGUAAAGAAAAGUCUAAACCUGAAGAUGCCCGUGAAGCAUUUGAUUUUAGCAGACCAAGGCUUUCAAGAGAUGCAGUCAGAACUUUGCGGCUUUCCCCCUUUAGUUCCAAACAGCUUGUGAAAUGUCCUAGGAGAAACCAACCAGUUGUAGUUUUGAAUCAUCCUGAUGCAGAUGCACCAGAAGUAGUAAGUGUGAUGAAAACUAUUGCUAAAUUUAAUGGACGUGUACUUAAGGUUUCGUUGUCGAAAAGAACUAUCAGUGCUUUACUGAAGCCAGUGUGUGAUAAUGCCUCGAAAACAAUUUAUGGUGAUUUUUCCAAAAGACAUAAAACAUUGAAACCUGUUAGUUCUGUGAAAGAAAGAUUUGUGCUAAAAUUAACACUCAAAAAGACAAGCAAAAACAAUUAUCAGAUCGUGAAGACUACCUCUGAAAAUGUUCUGAAAGCUAAAUUUAACUGUUGGUUUUGUGGUAGAGUAUUUGACAAUCAGGAUGCUUGGGCUGGUCAUGGGCAGAGACAUCUAAUGGAAGCCACUCGUGACUGGAAUAUGUUAGAAUAAUUUACUGUAGUUACCAAGGAAAAGAAAAGUAAAAUUAUCUUAGGAGAAAACAUGGGUUGAAUUACCUUAAGGCAGACGUUUUCUACUUCAGUAUAGUACCUAAAAUUGAGCAUCUGAAAGUUGGCUGAAUUUCCAUGGGAGACUAAAAAAGUUUCAUGUGUGAUAUUUGAAAAUGCUAUCACUGCACACAUAAGUUUAGCAAGAAAUUAAUUGCAGCAUAGAUGUACCUUGAUUUAAUUUUUUAAAAUGUGUUCUUGGGAAGUUAGGGCUAAAGAAAAUUUUGAUAAAACAGUUUUCCCAAUUUAGUUAUAUAGUGACUUUUAGUAGAGGGGCAUGGCUGACAGCUGCAUCCCCUCUCUCCUUCACCAGCCUUAUGAAUCUGGUAGGUGUAGCUUCUCUGAAGAUGGAGGAGGCUCUUUCACCACGGAGCUGAAGGAGUUUCUCCUCAUUUGUGAAGACACACCAAGAGUUUGAGUAAAGAACUUAACUUUACAUCUGCUAACUAUAGUUCUUUUUGAAGGGUAUUAGGCUCCUCUGAGAGCACAGAUACACCACAUAAUGCUUGAACAGAGUUUUUCACAAGUAAAUCUCUUUUCUCUGCGCUGUGUCCCAAAUCAGGAAUUGGAAUACCUUCCCAAGGUGAUUUUCUUUUUCUAAAUGGCUAUGUCAGACAUUUGUAGAUGGGCAGCCUCCAAAGAAUUAAACUCUCUUGGUCCAGUUUAAAGUCUGAUUAAAGAAGUUGGACACUUUUCUGAAUUUGAUGAUAAUCUCCAGUGAUUCUUUUGCACAGAACUAUGCUUAUUUGAUUUGAAUUGUUUGUCCCCCAUAAACCAAAUGGCCAAUUUUUAUCUUGGUUUUCAUCCAUUUAAAAAGUGGAACAUAGAAGCACUUCCAAGGGAAUGGCUUUUCUUGAAAAUUAAGAAUCACUCUACAGAAACAAUAUUUUGAAGCAAGAUUAGCAAAGCAAAUCAGAUUUUUGCUCUUUAAUUACUAUAGGUGUCUGAAUAUGUACGUACACAUUGGGACAAACCAUUUUUGUUAGCACCUUUUUGGUCUCACUGACAACCCAAAGCAGAUUAUUUUACUGAUUGUUGGCAGUUGAAAUGAAGAAGCAUUAAUAGUGGACUCAGUGGCAGGACAUAAAACUUCAGUACAGAUUCCUAGGGGAUAUACCCAGCAGGUAGAGUUUUAAAAGGGAUAUUUUCAGGACAACAACAGAAUCAUCGACUGAAACUUCACCGUGUAAGUUUGGAUCAAAUUUUGUUGGAUUAUUGAAUAAUGGAGUUCUUAUAUUACAAAUUACUGUAUAAUUUUUGUUAUAUUGUUACUAUAAGUGUUAAAACAUUUUCAUUAAUUGAAAACUUCAGGGCUUCUUUUCUGUAUAUAAGAAAGAGUUUAAACCUGUACAUAUUUUUGUACCUUUUAGUUUGUUAUGUAAAUUUUGCACAGAAGAUUUUUGACAAAAUUUAUUUUCUUUCAAUUUAGUUCUGUGCAUGCACUAAUAAAACUGUUGUUUAAUUUAAAAGGAAUAUGUAAGACUUUACCCAUGUUAUUUUCUUGGUUUUUAUUUUAGAUGUAGAAUUUUUUUUUUUGGGUAAAUUCAUUUUUCAGGGAUUGAACACUAUUGUUAGCAAGUGCCUAAAAGAUGUGAAACAGUUUACAUAUGUCAACUGUAACAGUAGGUCCCAAAUGGGCCCAUUUCCCCAAAAGUUUUAUUUUAAAGAAAGCCAUACAUAGAUGCUUCAAGCUAUCUUGCUAUGCACAUUAUACACAUGUACUUUUUUUGUGCAGUUUGUCUACUUUCCUAGUGAAGUAUUUUUUGUAUAAAACCUGUUAAAAUUGUGUUUCUUAAAUUGAGCCUAAGAAUGGAGUUGAUUGGAAAUAUACAGUAUAUAUUAAUAAUGUAUAUGGUGUUUAAAGAAUGGUAAGCAAUGUUAAUUUCUGUAAUGAAUAUUUUCAUCAAUUAAAUUUAUCUUAAGUUUGUGUUUA
Molecule: messenger RNA, 9618 nt
Organism: Mustela erminea (ermine)
Lineage: Eukaryota; Metazoa; Chordata; Mammalia; Carnivora; Mustelidae
Gene: ZNF518A
Product: zinc finger protein 518A
Exons: 8
Coding region: 3157-7629 (1490 amino acids)
Biological process (GO): regulation of transcription by RNA polymerase II
Cellular component (GO): nucleus
Molecular function (GO): DNA-binding transcription factor activity, RNA polymerase II-specific; RNA polymerase II transcription regulatory region sequence-specific DNA binding
Source: RefSeq, a predicted model, not a curated record